AUGCUUUUAAAAGGCUUGCUGAGGGUUUUUGCGACUUCUGAAAAUGCUAUUAAAGAGCUUAAUAGAAAACUAAGCCAGUGCUACUCGUUAGGAGAUUACCAAGAAGCCCUUAGCAUUGCUGAGCAAGCUUAUGAAGAAAGCAAAGAGCUAGGGGAAUAUAACCAAAUGCACAUCACAGCAUGCAGCAAUUUGGCGCUGAUGUACAAAACUGUAGGCCGAUAUGAAAAUGCAUUAAACUUAUAUGAAAACGCUUAUAAGUCAUAUACGAAUAUUCUAGGAGAAACACACAAAAACACUGUCACAAUUGUACAUAAUAUUGCUGCCACACAUAAAGCAAGAGGCGAGCCUGACAAAGCGAUCCCUCUAUUAGAAAAAAUAAUCGAGAUGAGGAGAAAUAGUGAAAAUACAUCUGAUUUAGUCAGUAGCUUAAAUAUUUUGGGAUCAUGCUACAAAGACAUUGGGAACUUAGAAAAAGCGAAAACUUAUAUAAAAGAAGCUUUAGAUAUUAUUGAAGAAAGAUUUGGAAAAGGAAAUGUGAUGUCUGUCAACUCACUAAACGCAAUGGGAUUAGUUUGCAAAGCAAAUAAAGAAUAUGAGCUUGCUGAAAAAUACUUAAAAGAGUAAUUUAUAAAUAGAGCUCUACAGCUACGUGAAAACUGGCACGGCGAAUCUCACCCAGAAACUCUUGCAAUCCGUCACAACCUUGCAGAGCUCUACAUGGCUUCUGGACAAGUCGACAAAGCUAGAGACUAUUUAACCUCCAAUGUCAAUAUUAUGCAGGAAGAAAUAAGUAAAGAAAAUUAA
This is a messenger RNA of Blepharisma stoltei, 804 nucleotides long. The record is from the annotation of a GenBank genome assembly. Lineage: Eukaryota; Ciliophora; Heterotrichea; Heterotrichida; Blepharismidae.